Falco peregrinus (peregrine falcon) is the source of this 5606-nucleotide messenger RNA. RefSeq names its product ADAM metallopeptidase with thrombospondin type 1 motif 8 (gene ADAMTS8). Lineage: Eukaryota; Metazoa; Chordata; Aves; Falconiformes; Falconidae. Bases 49 to 2763 code for a protein of 904 amino acids. Gene Ontology annotation, molecular function: metalloendopeptidase activity; zinc ion binding. The record is from RefSeq and is a predicted model, not a curated record. Gene Ontology annotation, biological process: extracellular matrix organization; proteolysis. The transcript is spliced from 9 exons.
UGCGGGGGAGCCGGCGGAGCGCGGCGGGGCGGCGGGGCCGGGCCGGGGAUGGGGCCGGGGAUGGGGAUGGGGCGGCGGGCGCUGCUGGGGGGCCGCGCCCCGCUCCACCUGCUGCUGCUGUGCCACGCGUGGGCACUGCCGCCCCCCCCGCGGGAGGCGCAGCCGCUGCUGCCCGCCCGCCUGCCCGCACCGCCGGGGCAGCUGGCCCUGCGCCUGGCCGCCUUCGGCCGCGCCGUCGUCCUCCGCCUGCGCCCCGACGCCGCUUUCCUGGCCCCCCGCCUCCGCCUGCAGCGCCUGGGGGGGCGCCGGCCGCCGGGACGGGCGCCGCCGCGCCGGGGGUGCUUCUACGCGGGGGGCGUCGAGGGGAGCCCCGAGGCGCCCGCCGUGCUCAGCCGCUGCGGCGGGGGGGGGCUCCGCGCCGCCUUCCUCCUCGACGGGGCGGCCUACGAGCUGCAGCCGCUCGGGCAUCCCGCGCCCGGGCCGCCCUGGCGCCGCCUGCACCGGCUGCAGCGCCGCGCCGCCCCGCCGGGCCCCCCCGCCGCGCCCGGGCCGCCGCCGCCCCGCCGCGCCCGCCGCUUCGUCUCGCAGGCGCGGUACGUGGAGACGCUGCUGGUGGCCGACGCGUCCAUGGUGCGCUUCUACGGGGAGGACGUGGAGAACCAUGUCCUGACCCUGAUGUCCAUGGCUGCUCGCAUCUACAAGCACCCCAGCCUGAAGAACUCCAUCAACCUGGUCGUGGUGAAGGUGCUGGUGGUGGACGAGGCGGCAGCAGGGCCAGAGGUGUCCGACAACGGCGGGCUCACCCUGCGCAACUUCUGCAGCUGGCAGCAAAAGUUCAACCCCACAAGUGACCGGCACCCGGAGCACUACGACACUGCCAUCCUGCUGACGAGACAGGAUUUCUGCGGACACCAAAGCUGCGACACGCUGGGAGUGGCGGAUAUUGGCACCAUGUGUGACCGCAACAAAAGCUGCUCGGUGAUCGAGGACGAGGGCCUGCAGGCAGCCUACACCCUGGCUCACGAACUGGGCCACGUGCUCAGCAUGCCCCAUGAUGACUCCAAGACCUGCGAGCGGCUCUUCGGGCCCCUCGGCAAGCACCACAUGAUGGCCCCUCUUUUCAUCCACUUGAACAAGACCCAGCCCUGGUCUCCUUGCAGCGCCAUGUACCUCACUGAGUUUCUAGAUGGAGGGCACGGCGACUGCUUGUUGGAUGCCCCAGCCAGCCCCCUGGCCCUGCCUGUGGAGCUGCCCGGCCAAAAAGCCCUCUACAGCCUGGACCAGCAAUGCCAGCAGAUCUUCGGCAAGGACUUCCAGCACUGCCCCAACACCACAGAGGAGGACAUCUGCGCCCAGCUCUGGUGCAGGACCGGCAGUGGGGAGCCCCUCUGCCACACCAAGAACGGCAGCUUGCCAUGGGCCGAUGGCACCCCCUGCAAAGGCGAUGGGCUAUGCUGGGAUGGCCGCUGCGUGCCACAAGAUGCCCUGAAGCCCCAGCCGGCGGUGGACGGUGGCUGGGGCCCAUGGAGCUCCUGGGGCUCCUGCUCCCGGACCUGCGGCGGUGGCGUGCAGUUCUCCUACCGGCACUGCGACAGCCCCAAGCCCCAGCACGGCGGCUGGUACUGCGAGGGCCAGCGUGCCAAGUACCAGUCCUGUCACACCGACGAGUGCCCGCCGGACGGGAAAAGCUUUCGGGAGCAGCAGUGCGAGAAGUACAAUGGCUACAACUUUACGGAUCUGGAAGGGAAUCGCCUGGAGUGGGUUCCCAAGUACGCGGGAGUGUCCCCCCGGGAUCGAUGCAAGCUCUUUUGCCGAGCCAGAGGGAGGAGCGAAUUUAAAGUCUUCGAGGCCAGAGUGAUUGACGGGACGCUGUGUGGACCCGAGACCCUCUCCAUCUGUGUCCACGGGCAGUGCGUCAAGGCUGGCUGCGACCACAUCGUUGGGUCCUCCAAGAAGCUGGACAAGUGCGGGGUGUGCGGUGGCAACGGCUCCACUUGCAGGAAAAUCUCCGGCUCACUCAACCGAUCCAAAUACGGCUACAACGACAUCGUCACCAUCCCCGCCGGGGCAACCAACAUCGACAUCAAACAGCGCAGCCACAGAGGAGUCCGUCACGAUGGGAAUUACCUGGCCCUGAGGACCCUGGAGGGCAAGUACCUGCUGAACGGAGACUUUGCCAUCUCAGCCAUGGAGCAGGACAUCCUCAUUAACGGGACCAUCCUGAAAUACAGUGGCUCCAUGACGACCCUGGAGAGGCUGCAGAGCUUCCGACAGCUCCCGGAGCCCCUGACCGUCCAGCUGCUGACCAUCGCUAGUGAGGUCUUCCCACCCAAAGUCAAGUACACCUUCUUCAUCCCCAAGGAUGUCCCUUUCAGCAAGCAGAAGGGCAAAGAGAAGAAGUCAGCCAAUGUCAUCCGACCGAUGCUGACCUCCCAGUGGGUCCUGGGCGACUGGUCCGAGUGCUCCAAGACAUGCGGCUCCGGCUGGCAGAGGCGGACGGUGGAUUGCCGAGACGUGGAGGGUCAAACCUCCUCCACCUGUGACAGAGCCCUCAAGCCUGAGGACAUCAAGCCCUGUGGAGAUGUCCCCUGCCCGCUCUGGCGCCUGGAUCCCUGGUCCCCCUGCUCCCAAACUUGCGGUGAGGGCAUGCGGACACGCAACGCCUCUUGCAUCGAUUACACCGGUAAAAUCACCGCCCCGGAGAAAUGCAGCUCACCGGGGCCACCGCCGGCCACCGCCACCUGCCUGCUGCGGCAGUGCUGAGCCGUGCCGGGACAGGCUCGGCAGCAAUGCGCCAGGGCAGGAUGGCGAGGAUGCCACGAUCUUGCUCACCAGACUAAUAACCACUCUCCAGCGGUUCAUCCCCACCCCAUCGAUGUCUACCUCAGAGGGGGGAAUACCGGCAGCAAAAUGGGGAGGAAUCACUUCUUUUCCUUUCUUUCUUCCUUUCUGGCUGGCUGCUCGCAGGCAAGUUAUAAUUUAAGGGGAAAAAUAACCGUAUCUGUAGGGUGUUUCCAAAGAGUUGUUGUUAAAUGUGGUUGCGGACUCUGUUUGUAAGGUUCGCUGGGGUUUGUUGCUGGAAAAAAACACGGAGCCUGGCUUUGCCAUCGCCCCGUCCCAGCUGUAGGUCGAGGAGGUCCAGGGUGGGCGGCUUAGCUGAUAAAAUUGGGAUCCCUUUGCAAAAGGCUUGGAUUGAGUUGCUGUCCCCUCCCUGCAGCAGCGUGGGUGUCCUUCAGCACGGGGAGUGUUUUAUCGGCUGUGGGUUUAGCUUGGGAGGUGACUCGCUGGUUUGGCUGGGAGCGAGCCGAGGGCUGGAUCCUGGCAGGCACAUGGCAGAAGGACAGGCAGGGUGGUCAUGGUGGUUUCUGCUGGAUUUAUAAUCCACGAGGCGACAAACAUCUGUCUCCAAACACCCCCAGCAUCAGCAGAGAGAUUCCUAGAGCUGCAGCCCCAUGCCUCGAUCUUCCCAGCUGCAAACCCAGGGCUUAAUUACACCUGAGCUGGCUUGCAGGGCUGCUGUGAGGAUUAAUUAAUUACUAAUUCUGCAGUGCUUUGGCUGUGAAACUCCGACCCCCUCUGGAGUGGACACUUGGGUGUGCCAGCAUUUCCCCUCCCACCCUUGGCUUUCGGUCCCCUGCAUCUUGCUUUCCCAGCUCUGCUUGGAUUUUGGAGAUAAUUUGCUAACGUGGCUCGUAGCAGGGCUGAGCCCAGGAGCGGCAGGUGCUGAGCCCUCUCCUGAGCCCACCACGGUGAUGGGUGCCGCUCUCCACCUCUGCUUUCCCGGGAUAUGUGAAGAUGCUCGGGUCUGGCACCGGGUUUCAGCCUUGCUUUAGCGAUUCUCAGUCUAUUCGCCAGCAGUUCACGCCUGGCAAGGCUGGAGCUCCUUCUUCCUGGUGGGAAGCAGCCAGGCCCCCUCUCCCCAGCCCAGCCGCUCCCUGGCCCCGGCACAGAUGGCUGCUCGGUCCCUGAACCCCCCAUCAAAGCAGUCGCCAUCCGUGUGCUGGCAGCAGCUGGUGCCUGGGGAGUGGGGAUGGAAUUUGGGAAGGUUUUGCCAUCCCUGGAUGAGCGAUUCGGUAUUUCCAGGAUCCUCUCUCGAUGCCCCUCGCUGCUUCCCUGCGGAUGCCCAUAACCCUGCCUUGACUCCCCUUUUGGCAGCAAAACGUUGAAUUUCCCGUGGGAACAGCCUUUCUCAUCCGGAGGGGAGGAGGGCUGGAGUUUGUGGUGCCUGAGCUUCCCCAUCUGCAGUUGCGGAGCAGAUCUUUUUUCCUUAUCCCUUUUGCCUGAGCUGAGCCUGUGUGAGACCCUCGUCUCGCUGGCCGGGCAGGUUUGGGAUGGGGCCAUGGGUGAGCCACUCUGGAGCUGUGCCGGAAUCCCUACCAUUGAUUUGAAAACCCAAGAUACUCAGCUUUUAUCUCCCGUAGGUGAUUCCUAUUGAAACCAAGGGGCUCCAGCCAAGGGCUGAGGGUACCGAGGGCUUGGCUCCUUGCUUUUUUUUUUUUUUUUUUUUUUUUUUAGGGAAGAAAAAAAAAAUAAAAAUAAAGACCAGCUGCAGAGUUUGGAUGCAGAGCUGUUUGGGCUGUCGUUCAGACCUACCUUCGGGCAAUGUUCUGUGUCUGCUAAUUAAUCUCCAGGAAUUUAACAAAUAGCUGGAUGCUAAAGUCAUGUAGCCUUGCAGGGUUAUUUUCUUUUUCCCCUUUGAGUCUGUGAGGGUUUUAACUCAAAGGCCAGCAUGUGUUUCCUCUCCAGCGUCGUAAACCAUCAUUUAGGAUGGGUCAGAAAUUUCAGCCUGAGAUGGUGCCAAGGAAAACGUCCGCAUUUAUCACACAGGAGUCGUGCAUGCCAAGGGUCUCUUCCAGUUUUCUAUAGUCACUGCGUGGUUGCUUAGCCGCAGCUUCCUAGAUGCAAAAACUCCCUGCCAUGGGCAAAUCCUGCUGCUUUUCCAGCGAGGAGGAGGAUGGGGAGCUGCUGGGAGCAGGGGGACCGCAGGUGGCGAUGCUCGGUUGAGGUGUGGGGUCUGGGUGAUGGUAAGUGGGAUUCCUGCCCUAGCCUUCCCGUAGAAACACGUAGCCUUUAUGCUGAUUUAAGUCAAAGAGGUUAUAUAUUAGGAUAUAUAUAUAUAUAUGUAUAUAUGUUUCCCUUCAGUGAAGGAUUGUAGCAAUGUACUGAGCCUCUUGUGUUAGGUAUUUAUUAUAAAAUUCUGUUUGGUUUUGUACAGUAGCUGUCUGGAAAAGAGAGGGGAAAAAAAAAAAGAAAAAAGAAAUAAAUAGUAAUAAAAAAAGACUGUCUUGUUUUAACAUGCUGCUCCCACAUCCCCACUCCGAAACCCGCAGCGGGGUCGGAGAAGGGAUGCCUUUGCUCAUCGUUUAACCACUUCAGUAUAUGACUGGUGUCUCCCUCCUCCCUGCUGCAUCCAAAUCAGGGUGCAAUUGCUGGCCGAGCUGUGUAAGCAUAACAAAUCCUACCGAAAUUAAGCUUUGGACUUUGAAGGGGAGGGAAAAAUAUCGUUUUCUGGGUUUGAGCCUUUUGUCUGUAUUUGUUUUAACUUUUAGAGCAGUCUGUUUGUGACUCUGCCUUUACCCCUUCAAUAAAGGAUUUCCUGCCUCUUA